This is a messenger RNA of Callorhinus ursinus (northern fur seal), 563 nucleotides long. RefSeq names its product ankyrin repeat and SAM domain-containing protein 6-like. Lineage: Eukaryota; Metazoa; Chordata; Mammalia; Carnivora; Otariidae. Gene Ontology annotation, molecular function: protein binding. The record is from RefSeq and is a predicted model, not a curated record.
GCUGUACAAUGCCAGAACGAGAGAUGUGUGACUAUUCUUCUAGAACAUGGUGCUGAUCCAAAUCUUGUGGACAUUGCUGGCAAUACUGCUCUCCACUAUGCCACCGUUGGUUCAAAUACAUCAAUAGCAGAGAAGCUGCUUUUACACCAUGCAAAUAUUGAAGCGAGAAACAAGGAUGAAUUCACACCAUUUUUACUCGCUGUAAGUAAGAACAAACAGCAAAUGGUGGAAUUUUUAAUACAAAAAGAAGCAAAUGUACAUGCAGUUGAUAAGUCGCAAAGAACAGCCCUCAUGCUUGCUGUACAUCAUGAUUCUGCAGAUCUAGUCAGGGUUCUUCUUCAGCAAGGUAUUGAUAUCUCUUCUGAAGAUGCGAAUGGAUGGACUGCAGAAGAAUAUUCUAUUUUUAGUGGUCAUAAAGUCAGUCGCCAACUAAUUGCUGAACAUAGAGAAGAAAAACUUAACAAUUAUUUGCAAAAUAAGAAUCCAGGUAAGACUUUCCAGCAUGAAUUACUUUUGGUGGUCCUCACAUAGAUGGAGACAGAGUAAGGAAGUUUUGAUAAUGA